AAUUUUUUUUGUGUCAUCUUUAAUCAUGAAGAAAAUCAUCUUAAGUAGAAAUAACAUGACUUCACUUUGAGUAGAAUAAACGUGUUAGUGAGGAAAACACAGACCUGCAGACAGAAGGUGUGGUGCAUGACGAGACAGCGAGGUAUGAAGUCAGAGCUGAACAAACCAGCUUCUCACUCGACAUAAAAACAACAAAACAUACAAAGUGCUGCUGUGAUUUUUGGCUGCACCCUGUCAUCACGCCUCUGCAGACAUACCUCGGCCGAAGACGGGACAAAAGAUUUGAGACAGUGAGCGAUAGGCAGUAGGCGUGUGCUGUGGGUGGAGACAGUUUUUUUUUGGGUGUCACACAUUCCCCAACAAGAACGAUCUAAAGAGUGAAGCCAGUGUUUCAAAUCUAGCAUUACGCGAGCAAGCAGCGCACCUGUGAUCCGGACAGGUAAGCCGGUUUAUCCCUGAGCUGUGUUUGUAGGGUAACUAAAAUAUCUGUGAAGCACUGUGCUUGUGUUGUAACUCUCCUUGCCUCCUGCUCCGUCGCAGCCUUCACCAGCAGCAGCAGCAUGAGUGAAUCAGCAGAGGCUCUGGCCGCCAACCUCAAAAGCCGAAGAAACGUCACCAUUGAGAUCACCAAUGUCACCAAUAACAUCUGCCUCAUCGACCCCAAGGUUUACCUGGAAAGUGGCAACUGCCACAGCCCGCCUCAACCCACCGUGCGCCCGCUGAAAACCGAGGUGUGCAACUUCAGCAAGUCCAGCGGCAAAGCGUGCGGCGCGGUGGGCGUCUUGACCUACGACAUGUUUGAGAGGCAAAGCAACUGCGCUCGGGAGAAAUUGGCGAUAAUGUUCUCCGUGCCCUACGACUACAACUUUUACAAGAACUGGGUGGCGUUGGGAAUCUACGACAAGAGCCGAGAGUGCGAUGAGAGUCUGUACAAAGAGAUGUAUAACAACAAAGAGCAGCAGGGCUUCGUACGGGCCGAGGCCAAAGGUUGUGGUCUCAUGUUUGUGGGUAAGAACCUGGACGUCAUGUGCACCAUGUCUCCUCUGGGCAGGGCCAUCCUGAAGGUGGAGUUGUGGGACAAGAUUUUCACCCCAGGUGCACAGCAACAGCAUUACUAAGCCAUCAGUGUAUAGUGUUAUAUGUUUAACCCUUUGCACACCUGUGCUGUUGUACCGUCUGUUCAUGCAAUAAAUCAUGUCUGAUGUGACAAAACUG
Larimichthys crocea (large yellow croaker) is the source of this 1215-nucleotide messenger RNA. RefSeq names its product DELTA-stichotoxin-Hmg2b. Gene Ontology annotation, cellular component: pore complex. The record is from RefSeq and is a predicted model, not a curated record. Bases 561 to 1118 code for a protein of 185 amino acids. Lineage: Eukaryota; Metazoa; Chordata; Actinopteri; Sciaenidae. Gene Ontology annotation, molecular function: channel activity. The transcript is spliced from 3 exons. Gene Ontology annotation, biological process: pore complex assembly; cytolysis in another organism; monoatomic cation transport.